UGAACGUUCAAUCGCAGUGAGUAGGUUGGCAUGAUGAAAGUGGUGGUGGUUUGACAAUCGCGUGUUCUUUCAGCGUUUCAGAAGUUGCAAUUUUUCAGCGCCUGGACUUUCUCCGCGGAUAAUCCUCCCAUCUGUCCAGAAUGGAGAAGAGACUACGGUUCAUCCGGCUGGCCAGUUUCGUGAUUGUGCUAGGAAUUAGCAGUUUGACGGAUGCAAUGGGCCAAUUGCAGGGGCGACGCGCCAAGUGCGCUCAAGAGGGCCAGCCGAUCGCCGUGGACCACAUUGACAAAUCGAAGUGUUACUCUUGCAUUUGCCAGAACGGCCUCGUGGAGUGUAAACGCGAAUAUUGCCCUCCAACCGAGGGCUGCCACAUGUUGGUUGAGAAAACCGAGGAUGGAUGUUGCCGCAAGUGCAAAGGAUGUAUCUACAACCAAGUACAUCACUCAAGUCACACGGAAUGGACUGAUCCUGAUAACCCUUGCAAAGUCCUGCGGUGCGAAGCCGGGAUUAUCACAGUAUCGGAUUUGCAAUGCUACACCCCUUGUGUUAAUCCUUUGCCACCGGAGCCCGGAAAAUGCUGCAGGACUUGUCCGGAAUGUAAGAUAAACGGCCAGGAGGCCACCGACGACCGCGACGUGAUCUCGGACGACCCCUGUUUGAAGUGUCGCUGCCACAAGGGCCGAAUGACAUGUGCGAAGAAAGCCUGUCCUGUCCUCCAAUGCUCCCCCACAAGCCAGGUGUACCCCCCUGGCGAGUGUUGUCCCGUCUGCCGCGGCACCCGCGUCCUCAUGAACGUCCCGAAGAGCUGCAGAGUGCAAACCUCUUUCAUCUGGGAGGACCACAAGUUCAACAUCGACAAAUGCACAAACUGCACUUGCAUCAACGAGACUUCGAUCUGUCAACGCGCAGCAUGUCCGGUGUUAGACUGCGCACCGGAUCUGCAGAAGUCGGUCCCCGGAAGCUGCUGCAAGCAAUGCAUCAUCCCGCAAGAGGUGAGGAUGGAGUGCCGCUUUGGGGAUCACUAUUAUGAGGAUGGCCAGUCGUGGAAACUUGAUGCUUGUAGGUCGUGUAAGUGUCACAGAGGAAGGCCGAGUUGUGCCAUGACGAGGUGCAAUGUCACGCUGCCGUGUGCUCCGGGGACCAAGUUGGUGCAUCUGCCGGGGGAGUGCUGCGAUAAGUGUGUUGAAGUUGAGGGCGUGUGCAUGGUGUUCGGCGACCCCCACUACAAAACCUUCGACGGCAAGAUCUACACCUUCCAGGGCAUCGGCAAAUACCUCCUGGUCUCCGACACGAAAACCCAGAGCUUCUCAAUCCGCGUCGCCAACGACUUCUUCAACAAAACCUUCAAGAACGCAAUCAUAACAAAACGCGUGGCAAUCCGCUACGAAGACUUCCGCUUCAACCUCCAACAAAAAGGCCGCGUCAAGCUCAACCGCAAGAAACUAACCCUCCCUUACAAGAAAGAGGGCAAAGUGAGCAUCGAGAAGCGCAACGGAAACGUCGAAGUGACCUUCCAAAACGGCGUGAAAAUCUUCUGGAACGGCAAAAGCUUCCUCGAGGUGACCGUCCCCGCCGUCUUCAAGAACAAACUCUCCGGCCUUUGCGGUAACUUCAACGGCAACGUCCAAGACGAGUUCAAAACGCGGAAAGGCCACGUCUUCAAAGACAGCGAGGUGUUGGCCUUCGGGGCCGCCUGGUGCGCCGGCUCGCGGGCCUCCUGCAUGUCCUCGCAUAGGAGCAGCAGACAGCUGGCCCGGAUGUCGGUUUGCACCAACCACCAGAAGAACCAGAAGAAUCGCUGCAAGUAUCUCAACAAGUCGGAGUUUUUCGGCGAAUGCGAGUCCAAACUGAACUACUUCAAGUACUACAAGACGUGCAAGAUGGACAUGUGCAAGUGCCCCACUGGGAGAUGCUACUGUGAUAGUCUGAUGGCCUAUGCCCGCGAAUGCGAGAAAUUGGGCGUGAAAGUGGCCCAAAACUGGAAGAUCGACAGUCUUUGCCACGAGGAGACCACGAGGCCCAAAAUGACCAGUCGGAGGCCGGUUUUCACCCACGUGGACAUCGAGAGGUACAAGAGACAGAAGAAUUUGACCAAGACGAGGAGUCCGAUUUUGAUACACUAGGGGUGCGGGGGGUCAGCUAGUCAACUUCAGUAUUCGCCGGCGCUUGUAGCUAAAUGUAAAUAAUUUCUUGAGUAUUAUUAUUGAGUGUUUGCACUCAGCAAUAGACGUCUAACUGUUAUUGUACUGUACCAAAGAGAAUUCAUGUAUUUUGCUUGAAGGUCCCAUGUUUUACAAUUGUUUUUCCUUAAACAAUUUCUUUGUAUAUACGUUUUAGUAUUCUAGUUAGAAACAAGAUCUCCGUUGUGUAAUAUAGUGCGUAAUUCUAAUGUAAAAAUUAUUGUUCCUAAAUGUUUUACCCACUUUAGCUUACAGUUAUAUUGAUGGGCGCCGACUUUUCUUAUUUUCAAUUGGUGCAUAAACAAAAAAUUGAUAUAAUUUGCAGGACUUGAGAACAAAAACAAAAGACUUGAGAAAAAAGGAUUUCUUCUUUCCUGUGUUUGUUGAAUUUAUUGUAUUUAAUAUUUAGAAAAUUUAAAAAUAAUAUAAUUUUUUGUAAAGUACAAAAGAAGAAAAUCAAUAAAUAACAUAUGCAAUAAAAAUUUAAUGAAAAUAGUACAAAGUUGCAAAAUGAUUCAAGUUGUUGAGUUUUAAAAAAUAAUACACUAGUGUUAAAUUUGAAAAAAAAAUCAAUUUAAAAAAAAUUACUUUUUGAAAAGUUGCAUGAAUGUUCGUAAAUCUAGUGCUGAACACAGCUUGAGGGGUAUCAACUUUUCGAGAUUAAUUUGAGUAAAAGUACGGUAUGCAAAAGCUAAAUAAAUGGUCAGUAUUGGUUUUUGAUAUUUUACAUUUUCAAUUUUUUUUUUUAAUUUUUUCGAAGAUCUUUUUUCAAAUUUAACAUGCAAAAUUGUGGAAAAAGGUGAAAAAAAAUGCUUUUUUCAUUUUGAUGAAGAGUACACAAUGUUCAGAAACAAUUAACUUCUUUAAUUUUUUUGUAAGACUGAAAAUCGGUCCGAGAAAACAGUUUAGAGCUAUUGGUCGUACAUUAGGCUAUAAAAAAACGUAAUGACACUAUCAAUAUUCGUGAAUACGCGGUAGAUUUACUACAACAAAAAAAGUUCUUUUCUCUUUUCUUUAAAUCAAUGUUGCAAGCAAUAUUUUUUUUCAAAAACUCGUAAAAAUUUCUUGCAGAAAAUUUAUUUCAGUUUUUGAAACUGUUCUUACGUUGUCUAUGCGGUCAUUGGUUGCUGAAAUAUCAAUGAUCAAAAACAAAAAAUUUCUUUUUCAUGGAAAGUCAAAUAUUUCAGCGAUAAAUGGACGUAAAGAGGACAUAAAAAAAUCAAAUUAAAGCUGAAAAACAAGCUAUUCGGCUCAUGUAUAUUUAAUUAAUAAAAAAUUUUCCAAGUCCGUGGACCAAAAAAAAAGAAUAAAAAAAUACGAUGUAUUUCGGGCGCUAUUUCUUAGGAUUACGUAAUAACCGUAGCUCAAAAAAAUUUUUUUUAUAAGAUUUCAAGACUAGAAACUUGAAGCUUUUAAUCUAAAUACGACCAUUUUUUAUCGAGGUACAAUAUUUCAAAAAACAUCAAAUUUAAGAAAUUUUUUUGCUCUCUAAAUUUUUUGGAAUAGUAUUUGUCAUUUUGAAGUUUUUGAGAUUAUAAGAAAUCUUUUUUACGAAAUAAAAUAGAAUGACAUAAACGAUGAAUUGGAUCCCUUUUCUUGAAAGGGAAAAUGGAAAAAUAGAAAAUUUAAGACAUCUUUGACAUUAAAAGUGAUUUUAAAAAAUGCAACGUUACUAAAAAAAGAUUAGAAGAAAUACGAAAUUCCAAAUAUUUUUAUAUUCCAAUUU
Tribolium madens (black flour beetle) is the source of this 3906-nucleotide messenger RNA. Its product is annotated as BMP-binding endothelial regulator protein-like. NCBI's taxonomy places the organism in Eukaryota, Metazoa, Arthropoda, Insecta, Coleoptera, Tenebrionidae. Gene Ontology annotation, molecular function: protein binding. The record is from RefSeq and is a predicted model, not a curated record. The transcript has 8 exons. The coding region runs from base 141 to 2123 and encodes 660 amino acids.